GUGUUGAUCCCCCGUAGAACAGUUUUUUGUUUCUUCCUUAUGGAUACUGAAGCAUUUGAGCGACAGCCACAAACGUGGAGGAACGAAGAUUCCCCCGACAACGACGAUAACAAUGGUGCACCUCUCUCUCGCCAAAAGAGCAGCGCCGGUGGUUUCGGUGAACGGACCGGCAAUGCCGUUGAUUACGACGAAGCUAUGAGCCAAUACGAAGAAAUGCGUCGCGAACUUACCAAGCAAUCCACUAUCAAUGCCCAAGGCGGCGGUGGCGAUGUCGAAAAGGGUGGCGCUGAACGAUUUGAUCUCACCGACUAUCUUUCUGGUAUCGACAGGCGCCAAAACGCAGAAUCCUUCCAGCCCAAGCAUCUUGGUCUGGUAGUUAAAAAUUUAACAGUAAAAGGUCUUGGUGCCGACGCUGAAUGGAUCCCUACACUCGCCACUGUGGCCGAGAAGACCUUCAAAUUUUGGGAGUGGGGUCGCAAGAUGGGUCACGACCGUACCAUUUUGAACGACAUCAACCUCUACUGUAAACCCGGUCAGAUGGUCCUCGUUCUUGGUCGUCCCGGCGCCGGUUGUACCACACUUUUGCGUGUCAUGGCCGAUAUGCGCAAGGGUUUCACGGCUGUAGAAGGUGAUGUCAAAUACGGUGGUAUCGAAGCUACCGAAUUUGGCAAGGUCUACAAGGGUGAAGUCUGCUACAAUCAAGAAGAAGAUAUCAACUACCCUACAUUAACUGCUAAGCAAACCUUGUCAUUUGCUCUGCGUUUGAAGACUCCCGGCAAACGUCUCGAAGGCGAAAGCGGCAAGAACUUCAUGGGUAACAUGAUUUAUAUGCUCGGUAACAUGCUUGGUCUCACCAAGCAAAUGGAUACCAUGGUUGGUAACGAGUUCGUCCGUGGUCUUUCCGGUGGUGAACGUAAGCGUCUUACUAUUGCCGAACAAAUGACUACUGGCUCCUGUAUCAACUGUUGGGAUUGCUCUACCCGUGGUCUCGAUGCUGCCUCUGCCCUUGAUUACAUUCGUUCUCUCCGUAUUAUGACCGAUAUUCUCAAGAAGACUACCGUUGCCACCUUGUACCAGGCUUCCGACAACAUCUUUAACCUUUUCGAUAACACCAUGGUCCUGUACGAAGGUCACUGCAUUUACUUUGGUCCCGUUCUUCAGGCCAAGCCUUACUUUGAGUCUCUUGGUUUCUUCUGCCCCUCUCGCAAGAGUACUCCCGAUUUCUUAACUGGUAUCUCUAACAUGCAAGAACGUGAGUACCGACCUGGCUUCGAGGACAAGGUCCCUGUCACCCCCGCCGAAUUCGAAACUGCCUACAAGAACUCUGAAAUCUACAAGCAAAUGAUGGCUGGCAUGGCCGAAUAUGAAAACGAAGUCCAACAGAGUCGCCCUGAUGUAGCUUUCCGUCAAGCCGUCGAAGAAGCUCACUCCAAGCGUGCUGGCAAGAGAUCUCCAUUCACUGCCAGUGCUUACCAGCAAAUUAAGGCCCUUACCAUCCGUCAAUUCCAACUUAUUUAUGGUGAUAAGGGUGCUCUCGUCUCCCGUUUCGGUGGUGUCGUCGUCAAGGGUAUCAUCAUGGCCUCCGUCUUUUUCAAGAUGCCUCACGCUGCUUCCGGUCUUUUCUCUCGCGGUGGUUUCUUGUUCUUCAGUUUGACUUUCAACUCGCUUAUCUCUCAAUCCGAACUCGCUACCUUUAUGCAAGGCCGUGGUGUGCUUGAAAAGCACAAGUCAUUCUCCUUGUAUCGCCCUGCUUUCUUCUACAUUGCCCAGGUUGCUGCUGAUAUUCCUCUGGCAUUCAUCCAGGUCAUCAUCUUCCAGCUUUGCGUCUACUUUAUUGCUGGUUUGGAUACCACUGCUGGUCAGUACUUCACCUACUUGAUCAACUUGGUCUUCAUCAACUUGUGUAUGAACGGCUUCUUCCGUAUGUUUGGUUCUUUCUCGCCCAACUUUUUCCUUGCAUCUCAAGCCUCAAGUACCAUUUUGAUUGCUAUGCUUAUCUACUCCGGCUAUUUGAUCGGUUACAACCACAUGCAUCCCUGGCUUAUGUGGAUCUACUGGAUCAACCCUAUGGCUUACUCUUUCAAGGCUAUCAUCUCCAACGAAGUCCACGGCAACUACUUCCCUUGCGAAGGAGAAGGCAACUAUGUCCCCGUUGGUCCUUCCUACACUGAUAUCGCCUACAGAGCAUGCAGUGUUGUUGGCGCCGAACCUGGUGCCGCAGCUGUCUAUGGUGACGAUUACCUCAAGGCAAAGUUCGGUUACAAUACCUGGGAACGCUGGAUUGAUUUUGUCGCUGUCGUCCUGUUCUUCUUCCUGUUCACUGUUGUCACUGCCCUUUCCAUGGAAUACUUGAGCGUUGGCAGCGGCGGUGGCUCACAGAUCAAGGUCUACAAGCGUAACCGUGCUCCAACUGAAGAUGCUGCUGCACUCGCUGAAAAGCGUGCCAACCGUCCCCAAGACAAGUUGGAAGCCGUUUCCGAUGGUACCACUUUCUCCUGGCAACACAUUGAUUACACUGUCCCUGUUAAGGGUGGUCACCGUCAGCUCCUCAACGAUGUUGGUGGUAUUGUUCGACCCGGUCACUUGACUGCUCUUAUGGGUUCCUCUGGUGCCGGUAAAACCACUUUGCUUGAUGUCCUUUCUCAGCGUAAGACCAUUGGUAAAAUUGAAGGCCGUAUGUACAUGAACAGCGAAAAGCUUUUCAGUGACUUUGAACGUAUCACCGGUUACUGUGAGCAGAUGGAUGUCCACAACCCCAACGCCACUGUUCGUGAAGCCUUGAAGUUCUCUGCUUACUUGCGUCAACCUGCAAGUGUGUCCAAGCAAGAGAAAGAUGCCUAUGUUGAACAAAUUAUCGAACUGCUUGAAAUGGAGAACAUCGGCGACGCUCUUAUCGGUACUGCCAGCAGCAACAAGGGUAUUUCCGUUGAAGAACGCAAGCGUCUUACCAUUGGUGUUGAACUGGUCGCCAAGCCCAAGUUGCUCUUCUUGGAUGAACCUACCUCCGGUCUUGAUGCUCAAUCCUCGUUUAACAUCAUUCGUUUCAUUCGUAAGCUUGCCGAUGCUGGUUGGCCCGUAUUGUGCACCAUUCACCAGCCUUCUGCCACCCUCUUCAGCUACUUUGAUCACAUCUUGCUUUUGGUCCGUGGUGGCCGCACUGCUUACCAUGGUGAAAUCGGUGAAGACUCCAAGGCUAUGAUUCACUACUUUGAAUCCAACGGUGCCUCCAAGUGCUCGCCAAGCGCCAACCCUGCUGAAUACAUUCUGGAAGUCGUCGGUGCUGGUACUGCUGGUGUUGCUCAAGCUGACUGGGCUGAAAUCUGGGCCAACUCACAAAAUGCCAAGGACUUGCAAGAAGAACUCGAAACCAUUCACAAUGAAGUCGAUCAGAACUUGAACAGAAAGCCAUCAAACUACUCGUUGAACUUCUUCCAACAGUGCAUGCUUGUCUACAAGCGUAUGAACGUCUCUUACUGGCGCUCUCCUUCGUACAACGUCGGCCGUCUUAUCAAGGUCUGCUUCGUCGCUCUCUUGUCCGGUUUCUCCUUCUGGAAGCUCGGUGAUGCUGGUUACGAUAUGGAAAACCGUCUGUUCUGUAUCUUCUGUACUCUUAUCAUGGCCAACUCCCUUAUUGUCUUGGUUCAGCCUCGCUUUAUGGAAGAGAGACAAUGGUUCAGACGUGAGCAUGCUAGUAAAUAUUACGGUUGGAUGCCGUUUGCUUUGUCCUGCGUUGCUGUCGAAAUGCCGUACAUUUGGAUCUUUGAUGCCCUCUUCAUGUUCUGUUUCUAUUGGACUGCCGGUCUUCAAAACACUUCCGACCGCGUUGGCUACUUCUUCUUGCUUUUCGGUACUUUCUUGGGCUUUUCCAUCUCAUUCGGUCUCUUGAUUGCUGCCUUCUCUACUACACCUACCAUGGCUGCCGUCAUCAACCCCUUCUUCUCUUCGAUUCUUAUUCUCUUCGCCGGUAUCAUGCAAGCACCCGAUGCCAUGCCCUACUUCUGGCGCUCUUGGAUGUACUGGUUGGAUCCUUACCACUAUUUGAUCGAAGGUUUCGUUGUCAACGAAUUGGAUGGCUUCAAGGUUAACUGUCGUGAUGAAGAUCUUUUGUCAUACCGUCCUCCACCUGGCCAAAACUGCGAGGAAUACAGCAGAGAAUUCUUUGAACUCGGUGGCCCUGGUUACAUCCGUGAAGAAUCGUUGAACAGCACCGAACUUUGCGAGUACUGCCCUUACAACUAUGGUGAUGAUUUCUACAGCAGGCUUGGUUGGACUUUUGACAACCGUUACCGUGAUUGGGGUGUUUUGCUUGCCUUCUGGGUAUUCAACACCUUUGCUUUCAUGUUCUUCGUUUGGCUCUUCCGUAAGCCCAGACGUUAAAUUACCUUCAUCUCAUUCUUCCUUUUCUCUCACCUCUUCAACAAACGCAUCACGAAUCAAUCCCCCUACCACUUUUUUAUAUUUCCGUCUACAUUUUCCUCAAACCGUCAUUCAUGGUUCAUUAUCAACCAUUCGAUAAGAUGUACACUUUUAGUUCUCUUUCUUUUUAAUUUAGAUAUCAUCAUCGCAUGUAAAUUAUCACGCACAUAAAAUAUAAUAAAAAAGCACUCAUAUGUUGCAAAAUAAUAAUAAGUCUGUAAAGUUGUCCUCGUCCCAGUCAAAUAAGAAACAAAGUAGAACUUUGAGAGA
Molecule: messenger RNA, 4686 nt
Organism: Zychaea mexicana
Lineage: Eukaryota; Fungi; Mucoromycota; Mucoromycetes; Mucorales; Lichtheimiaceae
Product: ABC-2 type transporter-domain-containing protein
Exons: 5
Coding region: 40-4377 (1445 amino acids)
Biological process (GO): transmembrane transport
Cellular component (GO): membrane
Molecular function (GO): ATP binding; ATP hydrolysis activity; ABC-type transporter activity
Source: RefSeq, a predicted model, not a curated record